Zingiber officinale is the source of this 2340-nucleotide messenger RNA. RefSeq names its product ACT domain-containing protein ACR3-like. NCBI's taxonomy places the organism in Eukaryota, Viridiplantae, Streptophyta, Magnoliopsida, Zingiberales, Zingiberaceae. The coding region runs from base 756 to 2153 and encodes 465 amino acids. The transcript has 9 exons. The record is from RefSeq and is a predicted model, not a curated record.
GGGCGGGCGAGCGGCGUCGCUGCGUGCGUGAGCGAGCGAGCGGGCGAAGGGGCGGCGAGUGGCCUUCCGACGUCGAACGACGCCUUCCCAGCGCAAUCAAUCUCGAUCCGAUUGCUAGAUCCCUCGUAAAGCGAUCGAAGAAAGAACGAGAGGUUGGCUGAAUGGAAUCCACUGUGAAAUUGCGUGCGUGUUGACCCAAAUACAUUUACACCGAUCAUAAUAUAAAAGUUUGGGACAGCGACAUCUUGGAUAUUUUUGUCCACCGUAUCCACCAGAUCAAUCAUCAUUGACAGAGUUGCUGCGCUAUGACUCAGCUGGAUCGUGUCUCUGCGUCAACGUGACCCCCAAAAGCUAUACUUAGGUGUUUACAGGGAUAAAUCGUGAGUUCUCCUCUCAGCCACAUGCGGCCAUACUUCGAUCCUGAUUAUGACAAUUUCAACCAAUGGAUCAAUCCUCCAAGGUUCUACUUAUUCACAUACUUUGUUUGCACCUUUUCUCAAUAUGCAUCAUUAAACAAAUAUAAUGUUGUAUCAGUGACUGUGCUAGAAAAAAAUUCGAGGGAGGUCAUUAAACUAAAAAUAUUUUGCCAUUAAAUUAAGUAGAUAAGGAUAGUUUGCCAUUCAAAGAGUAAUUAAGGACAAGGAUUUUUGUUUCACAAGAAAAUUAUUGUGCCAAUCACCACUCUGGUGAUAUAAAGGAGUGGAGAACAAGUACACGAGUGCAAUGAUGUUCAAAGGGUGAGACUCUCAUUGUGAAUGGAAGAAGUCGGAGAGGAUUGGCCAGGAAGGAGAGGAACAGUGAGCAGCGAGAAUGCAAGCAGUGAUGGCGAGCAAAACAUGAGAGCAGUACAAUGUGAUAGGGUAUGCAUUGACAACACUACUCGGAGUGAUUGCACACUUGUUAAGGUGGACAGUGUCAACAAGCCUGGCAUACUAUUAGAAGUUGUGCAGGUUUUGAGUGAUCUGGACCUUCCCAUUUCCAAAGCUUACAUCACUUCUGAUGGCACGUGGUUUAUGGAUGUGUUCCAUGUUACUGAUCAGCAAGGGAGAAAGAUUACUGACAAAAAGACAAUUGACUACAUUGAAAAGGCUCUAGGUCCAGAAGGAAUAAAGGCAAAAUCAUCACCAGGAAAAUCAGUUGGAGUGCACUCAUUUGGUAGCCACGUUGCUAUAGAACUUAUAGGCACAGAUCGUCCAGGUCUUCUCUCUGAGAUAUUUGCUGUCCUUGCAAAUCAACAUUGCAAUGUAGUAGCUGCUGAAGUCUGGACCCACAAGACACGAGUUGCCUGUGUCAUAUAUAUAAACGAUGAAGUCUCAACUCAGCCGAUGACUGAUCCCAAUUGCAUGUCAGCAAUGGAGGAACAGCUUAGGAAUGUUUUACGUGGUGGUAAUGAUUUAAAAGGUGCUCGGACUAACUUCUCUGUAGGUUCAACCCAUGUUGAUCGUCGCCUCCAUCAGCUAAUGCUGGCUGACAAGGACUAUGAAAGUGACGAUGGGGUUAUAGAUGAGAAAGAUGGCAUGCUUUUCAAGCCAAUCAUCACUGUUGACAAUUGCGAGGACAAAGGGUACUCAGUGGUGAACAUUAAAUGCAAAGAUCGGACGAAGUUGUUGUUUGAUAUAGUGUGCACAUUGACAGACAUGCAGUUUGUUGUAUCCCAUGCUUCAGUCUCAUCCGAUGGUACCUAUGGUUUACAGGAGUUGUACAUCCGUCACAAGGAUGGAAAGACCCUUGAUUCUAUGGAAGAAAAGGAGAACGUCAUCAAGUGCCUUGAAGCUGCAAUUCUUAGAAGAGUGUCCGAGGGCUUCGGUCUGGAGAUCUGUGCUAAAGACAGAGUAGGAUUGUUAUCUGAUGUCACAAGAGUGCUGCGCGAGUAUGGUCUUUCAGUGUCAAGAGCAGAUGUGACAACUAUAGGAGAGAAGGCCAUGAAUGUGUUCUACGUGAGAGAUCCAUCAGGUAAUCCAGUAGACAUGAAGACCAUCGAGGCACUCCGAAAGGAGAUUGGGCAAACUAUGAUGCUUAAUGUGAGGAAGUUACCUUCAGCUACCAAGUCUCCCGAGGCGAGUGGGUGGGCCAAGACCAGUUUCUCCUUCGGCAACUUGCUAGGCAAGUUCUUGAGUUUAUCAGGGAGACAGGAUUUGCCUCCUGUGGUCUGAUCUCAGUUCUUGCCAUAAGGAUUAAGGCGUGCAUGUAGAUUAUCACUCUGUAAAUGUAAGUUCCUAGAAUCUGCUGGGGCAUUUGAGGUGCAUCCUAUUAUCUGAUUCCUGUAAAAUGUGCACCAUAAUAACUUGUUGUAGGAUCUUGCUAACUUCCUCUUUGCAGUUCAUAACCAUUUAAAAUAUU